AGGCUGUGCUGUUGCAGCUGAUCACUUGGAAGUGGUGGAGCAAAUGGUGCUGGGACACCAUGCGGAAGGAUCCGAGCUGCUGACGUCCGGAGCCGGCUCCGGCUGGGUGCGAAGGUGCUUGGAACACAAGGUGGGAUGUCAUGAGUUGCUGCCUUCCGAGAAGAUCUUUAGCAGCUGGGGUCCACCUGAGCCUUGGAGUUGUUGCCGGAAACGACCGGAACAAGUGCAGGCGCAUCCGCGCGAAGCCUGCGUGCUGUGCGGGCUCUUGGCUCUGAUUGCUGCGUGGAGCAUGUCCUUUUCGGGCAAGAAGUUCUCGACGCCACGAGGGGAUGCUGAUGACUGCCGACUUCUCUGCUUCAUAGCUUUCUCCUGCACUUUGAUAGGCAGCUGCUGCUUCUUCACCGCCGUCUGCCGCUCCCCCGGCGCCUGCCUUGUUCAGCUUGGCCGCGCCGAGCGGCGACGCGGCUACGAAGAAGCCCUGCGGCAUGCGGCAGCGAUUACGUGGACCUCGCCCGAGGAAGCCUUCAAUUGGUGGGGCACCAAGGGCACCGUGAUCCACGAGCUACAAAUGCUGGGCCCUGAGAGGUCCAAGUUCUGCACAGCGAGGCGGCAAUGUGUGCCGAUGUUUGACCACUACUGUGCUUUCCUGAGAAACUCCGUAGGACCAGGCAACUACGGGGCCUUCUUCGGCUGUGUCUCCUCCGCCUUCCUCUGCUGUGUCUCCUUGGUGCUGGCUGCAGCUCAACAGGGGCGGACAGGAAUUUUGUGCUUCUUCGCGAUGCUUGCGUUGCUUGUGGGAGCUGUGUUGCUCUUCCAUUUGGCACUUGCUGCCUUUGCUUUGACCACUUGGGAGAUGCUUCAGAUCAGCCGGGGGAGGCCCUUGCCUUAUCUACUGGAUGAGAAGGGUGAGUAUCGCAACCCCUACGACCGAGGAUUUCUGCGAAACCUGAAAGCCCGUGUCUUUGGUGAACUCCAAACGGGUCUGGAAGAUCUCAACGCGCUCUCCGUGUGAGAUGGCAAAAUCGGGGCUUUCCGCUGUCGGUGGG
Molecule: messenger RNA, 1046 nt
Organism: Cladocopium goreaui
Lineage: Eukaryota; Dinophyceae; Suessiales; Symbiodiniaceae
Source: the annotation of a GenBank genome assembly